Messenger RNA from Saccharomycodes ludwigii, 972 nucleotides. RefSeq names its product t-SNARE syntaxin (gene SED5). The record is from RefSeq and is a predicted model, not a curated record. Gene Ontology annotation, cellular component: endomembrane system; Golgi membrane; SNARE complex. The transcript has a single exon. The coding region runs from base 1 to 972 and encodes 323 amino acids. Gene Ontology annotation, molecular function: SNAP receptor activity; SNARE binding. Gene Ontology annotation, biological process: intracellular protein transport; vesicle fusion; endoplasmic reticulum to Golgi vesicle-mediated transport. NCBI's taxonomy places the organism in Eukaryota, Fungi, Ascomycota, Saccharomycetes, Saccharomycodales, Saccharomycodaceae.
AUGAACAUUAGAGAUAGAACAUUAGAAUUCCAAAGGUCUGUAUCCACACAAAUACGUCUGAACAAAAUCAAAGGACCGAGCACUACUAACCUUCCAGAUGAAAAUAGUAAAAAAAGUGAAUUUUCUAAAUCUGCAUCGGCCAUAGCACACGAAAUUGCUACGACAGCACAAUUGUUGUCUAAAUUAGCAGUAUUAUGUAAGAAAAAACCAAUGUUCAAUGAUAAUCCUGUUGAAAUUGCCGAAUUAUCCUUUCUUAUCAAAAGAAAAAUAUAUUCGAUUGAAAGUGCCAUGAUUGAGUUAAAUAAACUAUCCUCUAAUAAUGCCUCCUCACAAGAAGAGAGAUCCCAGCAUUCACAUAAUGUUAUGAACUUGUUAAGUACCAAGAUGAAGAAUAUAAGUGGCGAUUUCAAAACUGUUUUGGAAAAGAGACAACAAAUGGAAAUAACCAAUAGAGAUAGACUAGAGAAGUUAUCUAAUGGUAAUAAUAGUAGUGAGAAUAAUACGAAUAAUAUUAAUGGAGGCGAUAUCAAGGACAUAACUACCAGUAAUAUGAAUAACUAUAACAAUUCCAAUCCAUUUCUAUCAACACUGUCCGAAAACACUGACAAUUCUAAUAACACCUAUAACAACAGUAUUGGUAUUCCCAGUCAGCAGCAGUUGAUGUUAUUGGAAGAACAGCAGCAAGAUAUGAACCAAACAUAUUUACAAGAGCGCAAUAGAGCAGUGGAGACCAUAGAAAGCACUAUACAGGAGGUUGGUUCGUUAUUUCAACAAUUGGCUCAUAUGGUUCAAGAACAGGGCGAACAAAUUCAGAGAAUAGAUGAUAAUGUGCAGGACAUUGAUUUGAAUAUUCAAGGUGCGCAAAGAGAAUUAGUCAGAUAUUUCAAUAAUAUUAGUAAUAAUAGAUGGAUGGCUGUCAAAAUAUUCGCUGUUAUUUUUGUAUUUUUUUUAAUAUGGGUGUUAGUUAAUUAG